Messenger RNA from Girardinichthys multiradiatus, 2151 nucleotides. It is a transcript of the gene fancg, whose product is annotated as FA complementation group G. The transcript has 14 exons. Gene Ontology annotation, biological process: interstrand cross-link repair. Gene Ontology annotation, cellular component: Fanconi anaemia nuclear complex. Bases 151 to 2028 code for a protein of 625 amino acids. Lineage: Eukaryota; Metazoa; Chordata; Actinopteri; Cyprinodontiformes; Goodeidae. The record is from RefSeq and is a predicted model, not a curated record. Gene Ontology annotation, molecular function: protein binding.
AGUGGAAGAUGGCGGCAAUGCACAAGAAGAAGAACAAGAAGAAGAAGUGUUUCCGGUAGCGGAAGUUCUGGUUGAGAAAGAGGGAAAAUUAAACAAGCACCAGUAUCUUUUAUUCUUAUUUUCACAAAGAGUGUUGUAAUUCCUCAUAAAAUGAUCCAGCCACCGUGUUUAUUGGAUAGAUGGACUCAGGAAAAUAACGACUUGGUUUCUAACUGUAAACAAGAUGCUCUGAACCGAGAUCACAACCUGUUCGGGCAAAGACGAUGUUCUUCUGACUUUCACAAACUUCUCAGGAAAAUACAAGGCAUUCCUCCUCAUUUGGAUCAUGCACAGCUGGAGCUUUCGGUAGUUUACAACACCUGUGUGUUCUUUACUGCUCGGUCCCAGUUUGAGGAGGCCGAACUGCUCCUCACACAGGCUGCACAGAGAGUGCUUGAGAUAACAGGAGUUGAUCCUGGUAGUUCUGACCCUUCUGUGCUUUGGAGAGCAGCCCUUAAAUCAGUGGCCACCACAGCUUUGCACUGCCAUGUCCUGAGCCUUCUCUGUCUGCAGUGGGGCAUAUGGCUGACCAAGAGCUGCCUGAACUCUAUAAAAGAGUUUCGGGAGGAGAUGUCAUCUUUGUUAGAGAGACAGGGUGGAGCAGUUUGGGAUGAUUGUAGGUCUCAAUCAAAGGAAAAAAUCCCUAAUAUUCCCAGUCUGGUUCUGGACCCAAGAAGACUUGUUGAGCUGUUGAAGGUCUGCACUGCGGUUGUCCAAGGUGCAGAAAGGCUGAAUGAAGGUUGGAGCACUCUUUCUGCUCUGCAGGCUGCUUCUGCCUUGCCGGCUCCCAGAGGUCUCAUAGCAUACACACACCUCCUCUCAGGCUCCUGCCUCACCCAUAUGAACCGCCCUCAGAUGGCACUGCUGUGUUACAGAAAGGCUCUGGAGACAGACCCCCGUUGUGUAUGUGCUCUCUACCAGAGCAUGCUCAUCUACAGGCAGUUGGAAAACUCUCAUGCUGAGAUACAGGCGCUCCGUUUACUGCACUCGACUUUGUUGUUACCCUCGACUACAGAACCUGCAGUGGCUCCAAGCCAUCCCCUCUCACCGUCCUUAUUUCUCUGCAGCCAAUCACUGAGCAGACUGAUCUCUGUCCCGUCUGCCCUCAGUGUCCUUCACAGUUUGGCUCUCAAAUGCGUAAUCUAUGGCAGAGUUUCAGAAGGUGUGGAGUAUUAUCUGGACCUGCUUGCUGCUAUCCAUUCAGAAGAUCAACAUGGAGUAAGAGCAAACACGUUGACGGACAGUUUCUAUAAGGCGCAUGCGACGGUCUCCACCCUCCCCAAGUUACCCAAACUCUACCUUGAGGCUGGAGCUGCCUUACUCAUGGCCCGACGGCCUGCAGACUGUAUGGCGCUUUGCGAUGAGGUCAUCAGCACAACUUUGGAUCUGGUUCCAGACAAAGUGUUGUUGGAGGAUCCGGAGGAUAGAUGUGUGGCUCGCAGCGGGGGGGUGAAAGAGGAGGCCGAAAGUGGGUUGGAACGGCUGCUCUGGGCUGCAGCUGCCUACCUCCUGCAGGGUCACUGUUACUCUCAGCUGAAGGACUGGCAGCAAGCAGUAACCUUCUACACGAGGUGUGUCAACCUGUUGGUGAAGGUGCACUAUAAAAACAGAGGUUUCCCACCACAAGUUCCCAGCCUGGAUAAAGAGCAGGGUAUAGAUUUGUGUGUCCUCCAAAGACUGAAGGGACUUUCAUUAGCUGGUAGGGGCGUCAGCUUCGCCCAGAUAGACCGGCUGAGAGAGGCGCUCAGAGACCUUCAGCUCAGCCUGCAAGCCCUCCCAGAGGGUGUGAAUGCAGGGCAGUGGUGUGGAGAGGUGCUGUGGAGGCUGAACAGGAAGCAGGAGGCGGCUGCUUGUUGGGAAAACACCUGGAGCCAUUCCAUUACAUCCUUAGCAGAGGGUCUUCCUGUGUACACACAAGAACUUCAGUCUGGUCCAAUGUUGGAUUCUACAGAGCUGCACCGCAAACUGCAAGAACUUGGUUCUAUCUAGUCAGAUGGAGAAUAAGGAAGUACAACUUAAUCACUUAGUGAACAGGAUGGAGGGGGCUGUGCAAUAAAAGUCUAAAAUGCUUAUGUGAAGAGAAUAAACUACACUAUGUAGAUGGAAACCUGU